AUGGCCGCGCCGAGCCCGGGGCCCCGCGAGAUCCUGGCCCCCUCCCCAGAGGCUGGACGCAGAGCAGCUGCUUCAAGCUCUGGCCACCGUGGGCUCCUCUGGCGUCUACGAGACAAGCAGUGUCGCCUGGGACUGUUUGAGAUUGGCCCCGGGCACGAGUUGCACCAGGUGAUGUGCCUGAUGCAGGCAGGGCUGUGGGCUGCCACUCAAGUGUCCAUGGACCACCCGCCCACGGGGCUGCCCACAGAGGAGGAUUUUUCCGAAGUCCUGACCCAGGUUCAUGAGGGCUUCGAGCUGGGCACCUUGGCUGGCCCCGCCUUUGCCCGACUGCGGCGCUCCCUGGGGCUGGCCGAGGAGGACUACCAGGCCGCGCUGGGUCCCGGCCGCCCCUACCUGCAGUUCCUCAGCACCUCCAAGAGCAAGGCCAGCUUCUUUCUGUCCCACGACCAACGCUUCUUCCUGAAGACCCUGAGGAGCCGGGAGGUGCAGGCGCUGCUCGCCCAUCUGCCCCGCUACGUGCAUCACCUGCAGCGACACCCACACUCACUGCUCGCACGGUUGCUGGGAGUGCACAGUCUGCGGGUGGCUCGGGGAAAGAAGAAAUACUUCAUCGUCAUGCAGAGCGUCUUCUAUCCCGCCGGCCGCAUCUCUGAGAGGUAUGACAUCAAGGGCUGCGAGGUGAGCCGUUGGGUGGAGCCCGCCCCUGAGGGCAGCCUCCUUGUGCUGGUGCUGAAAGACCUCAACUUUCAGGGCAAGACCAUCAAUCUGGGGCCCCAGCGGAGCUGGUUCCUCCGCCAGAUGGAAUUGGACACCGCCUUCCUCCGGGAGCUCAACGUACUGGAUUACAGCCUCCUGAUGGCCUUCCAGCGUCUUCAUGAGGAUGAGAGGGGCCCAGGCAGUAGCCUUAUCUUCCGCACAGCCAGGUCUAUACGAGGGGCGCAGAGCGCCGAGGAGUCGGGAGCCCAGAACCGCCGACUGCUGCCCGACGCCCCCAACGCCCUACACAUCGUGGACGGGCCGGAGCAUCGCUAUUUCCUAGGCCUGGUAGACCUCACCACGGUCUACGGGCUCCGCAAGCGGCUGGAGCAACUGUGGAAGACGCUGCGCUACCCAGGCCGGACCUUCUCAACCGUCAGCCCAGCUUGCUAUGCCCGUCGCCUUUGCCAGUGGGCGGAGGCGCACACGGAGUGACCGGCGCGCAGCCGCUGUCUCCCCAUCUGGACACAUGGGACCACGCCGGGGACGCGGGUUCCAGCCUGGCCCCUCGCCUGCCGUUCCUCCGGUUGGCCUCCAGAGGGCGGCAUCCCCUAAUACUAUGAACUCAUUUUGCUGGGGAAUGCUGUGCCUGGCAUUGUGCCAGGGACUACCCUAACGUGAGAUUAUUUAAUUCUCAAAAAAAAAGAGAAAAGCUACUAUUCUUUUUUACAGACCAUGAAAUGAAGGUUCAGGGGGUGAAGGGACUGAACAAAAUCAUUCAGCAAUAAAUGCGAGAACCAGGACUCAA
Messenger RNA from Dama dama (fallow deer), 1504 nucleotides. RefSeq names its product phosphatidylinositol-4-phosphate 5-kinase like 1 (gene PIP5KL1). The transcript is spliced from 10 exons. The record is from RefSeq and is a predicted model, not a curated record. The coding region runs from base 1 to 1191 and encodes 396 amino acids. Gene Ontology annotation, molecular function: phosphatidylinositol kinase activity. NCBI's taxonomy places the organism in Eukaryota, Metazoa, Chordata, Mammalia, Artiodactyla, Cervidae. Gene Ontology annotation, biological process: phosphatidylinositol metabolic process.